AUGAACGGAGACCCUGAAACAAGAAACGUCGACAUUCUCAUUAUCGGCGCAGGUUUCGGCGGAUGCUACAGUCUUUUCAAAUUCCGCAAUCUAGGACUCAAGGUCCACGUCUUCGAAGCAGGCUCAUCUCUCGGGGGAGUUUGGCACUGGAAUAGUUACCCUGGAGCUCGCGUCGACUCCGAGAUACCCUACUACCAGUUUUCCAUGCCCCAAGUAUGGCGAAAAUGGAACUGGUCUGAAAGAUUUCCCGGCGGAGCUGAAUUGAAGGCAUACUUCGAACAUGUAGACCAGACUCUAGGUUUGGCCCAAGAUAUCACCUUCAAUGCCAUUGUCACGAGAGCUGUAUACGAUGAAUCAAGCUGCAGGUGGACAGUGACGACAGAGAAAGGCCACAAAGCGAUAUGCAAGUACCUCGUUUGCGCUACUGGAAGCUCUUUCAAACCUUACUAUCCCAACUUCAACAACUUACACCGAUUUCGGGGACAGCUAGUUCACUCGUGCCGGUGGUCAAAGGAAGUCAACACCAAGAAUGUCCGUGUCGCCAUCAUUGGGUCCGGAGCUACAGCAGUCCAGUGCACACAGGAGAUCGCAAAACAGGCACGACAUCUAACCGUGUACAUCCGCACUCCCAGUAUCUCGCUACCCAUGUUCCAACGUCCAUUGAGCGAAUUCGAACAACGCGUGAACAAAUCCGCAUACAGACACCUAUUCGAAUACUGCCGAAAAACAAAGUUUGGUCUCGGAUACGACGCUAUCUCUGGUUCCGUGUUCGACGUAGACGAUCAGCAACGAGAGGAGAUUUUCGAGGAGACGUGGAAUCGCGGCGGCUUCAACUUCCUCCAAGGAAACUAUCGCGACUACGUGGUCAACAAAGAAGCUGGGAAGUUGAUGUACGACUUCUGGGCCAGGAAGACACGCCCACGAGUCAAAAAUCAAGCCAAAGCGGCGUUCCUUGUUCCGGAAAAAGCACCCUUUGUGUUUGGAACGAAACGGAGUAGUCUGGAACAGGAUUAUUACGAGUGUCUGGAUCGGGAUAAUGUUGAUAUUGUGGAUCUCAAGUCAAAUCCGAUACGGGAGUUUACAGAAGAUGGAAUUGUGACGCAGGAUGGCCAGAAACACGAGUGUGAUACAGUCGUCAUGGCCACCGGCUUCGACGCUAUGACGGGAAGUCUCACGAACAUGAAUAUCAUUGGUAGGGAUGGAUUAACCUUUCGAGAACGAUGGAAAGAUGGCGUAUUCACGCAUCUCGGAUUGUGCAGCAGCGGCUGUCCAAAUAUGUUCAUGAUCUAUGGACCUCAAGCACCGACCGCCUUUACCAAUGGCCCUGUAUUCAUUGAGAGUCAGGUUGAUAUAGUCGCGGAUCUGAUACAGAAAAUGGAGGCUAGUGGUAUUAAAUCGAUCGAAGCGAAGCGGGACGCUGAAUUGCGGUGGAAACAAGGGAUCCAAGACGCAAACGAUCAAACCUUGAUACCACUUACCGACUCGUGGUGGAUGGGGGCAAAUGUACCUGGAAAGAAACGAGAACAACUGAAUUAUAUAGGGGGCAUUGAUAAGUACGAAAGAGAGUGUCGGCAGACCUUAGAGGAAUUGACAGGCUUCCAAGUUGAAUAUCAUGCCAAACAUAAUUUAUAG
This is a messenger RNA of Bipolaris victoriae FI3, 1632 nucleotides long. RefSeq lists its product as hypothetical. The transcript is spliced from 2 exons. NCBI's taxonomy places the organism in Eukaryota, Fungi, Ascomycota, Dothideomycetes, Pleosporales, Pleosporaceae. Gene Ontology annotation, molecular function: oxidoreductase activity. The record is from RefSeq and is a predicted model, not a curated record. Bases 1 to 1632 code for a protein of 543 amino acids.